This is a messenger RNA of Talaromyces atroroseus, 948 nucleotides long. RefSeq names its product Pyrroline-5-carboxylate reductase. Bases 1 to 948 code for a protein of 315 amino acids. The transcript is spliced from 2 exons. NCBI's taxonomy places the organism in Eukaryota, Fungi, Ascomycota, Eurotiomycetes, Eurotiales, Trichocomaceae. Gene Ontology annotation, biological process: L-proline biosynthetic process. Gene Ontology annotation, molecular function: pyrroline-5-carboxylate reductase activity. The record is from RefSeq and is a predicted model, not a curated record.
AUGGCGACUCAAACCUUAGCAACAAAAUCUGGGGAGAAGACUUUGACUAUGCUUGGAUGCGGAAACCUGGGUCUCGCGGUUCUUACGGGCAUUCUAGCUUCGAUCUCAGAACCUUCAGAGCCAGGGGAAAAGACGUCCUUCGAAACACCCACUAAAUUUAUCGCCUGCAUCAGAUCAGAGCGAACUGCAGCGCGAAUACGGAGCGCUGUAGAGCCGUACCCCAAGUUUCCAGUCAAGAUAUUGCAGAAUGACAACUUGACAGGGGUCAAAGAGGCGGAUAUUGUCAUUCUAGGCUGUAAGCCAUAUAUGCUGAACGACGUAUUGAAUGUUCCCGGUAUGCGUGAAGCAUUGAAAGGCAAAUUAUUGAUCAGUGUCCUGGCCGGUGUCCAUGCCAAGCAAAUUGAAGAUACACUGUACCUCGAAGGGUCUGCCUCUGCUUCAGAAAGAUGUACUAUUGUGCGAGCUAUGCCCAACACUGCCGCUAUGAUCAGGCAGUCCAUGACCACUAUUAGCAUCACUACCCCGCCCCUGCCAAAGGAAUGGGACGAUCUUGUUUCAUGGAUCUUCACUCGCAUCGGCAAGAUUGUGCACCUUCCACCAUCUCAAAUGGAUGUAUGCACUGCUUUGGCUGGCUCUGGACCGGCUUUCGCUGCCUUGAUGAUUGAAGGGUUGGCAGAUGGCGCUGUGGCUAUGGGUCUGCCGCGUGCUGAAGCCCAGCUUAUGGCUUGCCAGGUGUUGAAAGGAACUGUCGGCAUGAUUGAAAGUGGAGAGCACCCAUCAAUUGUUAAGGAGAAAAUCUCUUCACCUGGUGGAUGCACAAUUGGUGGCCUACUUGUCCUGGAAGACGCUGCUGUUCGGGGCACGAUCGCCCGUGCUGUUCGUGAGGCAACAUGCGUCGCUAGCGAGCUUGGAAAGGGUACCCAACUAGUCAAUGGCACUAGACGUUAA